UUCAAAGGCUACCAACAGGUUGAACGUUUCAGUGCAGCUUCAAAGGGCUUUAAACGAUACCAGACGACGAAUAAGGGUCUUAUCUAGCGAAACGAUCGGUCAUUUUCGAAAAAAAAAAAAAUACAACUAUGCUUUAUAAACACAAAAUAUCGCCUUGAACGUACUUUCCGUUUACGCAUUCUUCAAAACGCUUACGCUGAAUGUCCCACGCCUUCCCUAUUCACCUUACGGAAAAAAAACUAAACUUUCGAAAAUGAGCCGAUUGUUUCGCUAGAUAAGACCCUUAUUCCUCAUCUGGUAUCGUUUAAAGCUCUUUGAAGCUGCACUGAAACUGUAAUUUUGACCUUCAACCUGUUGGUAGACGUUGAAAUCCACUAUAUGGAGAAAAAUCCUGGAAUGUUUUCAUCAAAAAUUUCUUUUCGACUGAAGAAAGAAAGACAUGAACAUCUUGGAUGACAUGGGAUAAAAUGUCAGAAGCCAGAAUUUAUCAGGAUGAGUUGAGGUGUGCAGUGUGUAUGGAUGUCCUGAAGGAUCCAGUGACCAUUCCCUGUGGACACAGUUACUGUAAGAGCUGUAUUACAGUCUGCUGGGAUGAGGAGGAUCAGAAGAGAGUCUACAGCUGUCCUCAGUGCAGACAGACCUUCAGUCCAAGACCUGCUUUAGCUAAAAACACCAUUCUGGCUGAAAUGGUGAAGAAACUGAAGAAGGCUCAACUUCCUGAUGACUGUUACGAUUUGAAAAUGAAAGGGUUAAAGGCUACGCAAAGGAUGCCUCAGCAGAGGAUCCAGCAGAGAGAGAAAGAUCUUCAGCAGCUGAGAGAGGCUUUGGAGUCUCAUAAGCGCUCUGCACAGACAGCAGUGGAGGACAGUGAGAGGAUCUUCACUGAGCUCAUCCGCUCCAUUGAGAGAAGCUGCUCUGAGGCCACACAGCGGAUCAGAGAUCAGGAAAAGACUGCAGUGAGUCGAGCUGAAGGACUUCUAGAGCGACUGGAGCAGGAGAUCAGUGAUCUGAAGAGGAGAGACGCUGAGCUGGAGCAGCUUUCACACACACAGGAUCACAUCCAUUUAUUACAGAGUUUCCAGUCUCUCUCAGCACUUCCUGAAUGCACAUCCAUACUCAACAUGCCCUUCAGUUCUCUCUCCUCUUUUGAUGGUGUGAGAGAAUCUGUCCGUCAGCUGAGAGACAAACUGGAGGAUUUCUGCAAAGAGGAGCUGAAGAAGAUCCCUGACAGAGUCACUUUCACCAGCAUUGUUCCCAAAACCAGGAACGAGUUCCUAGAAUAUACCCAUCGGCUCACUCUGGAUCUGAACACGGCACAUAAACGCCUCCAUCUGUCUGAAAAGAACAGAGUGAUUACUGAAACUAACAAAGUCCAGUCGUAUCCUGAUCAUCCAGACAGAUUUGAUUAUUGGUGUCAGGUGUUGUGUAGAGAGAGUGUGUGUGAUCGACGCUGUUACUGGGAGAUUGAGUGGAGUGGGCUCCUUGGUCUGUAUAUAUCAGUGUCAUAUAAGAGCAUCAGCAGGAAGGGUGAGGGUUAUGAGUGUUGGUUUGGACAUAAUGAUCAGUCCUGGAGCUUGUUCUGCUCUUCCUUCAGAUUCUCAUUCAUUCACAAUAAGAUAGAGACUGAUCUCCCUGUAGUGUCCUGCUGUAGAAUAGGAGUGUAUGUGGAUUACAGUGCAGGAAUUUUGUCCUUCUACAGUGUCUCUGGAGACACAAUGAGCCUCAUCCACACAGUCCAGACCACAUUCACUCAACCGCUCUAUCCUGGGUUUUGGGUUUAUCAUUGUAGAUCAAGAGUGAAACUGUGUCAGUGAAUCAGAGUCGAUUGAAGAGAGAUUCUACACAUAAUAUUUAAAAUAACAUUCAUUUCCAGAGCCUUGAGAAAGUUUUUCCUGUUUUGUUGGAAAUAAUAAAAAAAAAAAAAGGAUUUUAUGUAAUGGACUUUAGUGGUAGGUUCAAAUUGUUAAAGAAGAAUGGGAUAAUACGAAUUAUAAAACAAAAAUAAAAACUGAAAAGUUACGAGUGCAUGUGUAUUCACAGCAUAUCAGUGCUAUAAAAUCCCUAGAAGAGUAACAUUUUUAAUUAGUUCAACCAAAUUAUGCUGUCUUCACAUGCACAUGCACAGUUUCCUAGGUUUAAAUUGCACAUUUAAUGCCCUCCCAUUUCGAAACUUGAGUGCGAUGAGCUCAUAAUCACGACUUCAGGAGUGGGAACUAUCAAAUUUCUGAUAGCACGUGAAGGCAGCAUUAACCCUUAAUUGUCCCUUAAUUGGACUAACGUUUUAGUCAGAUAGAUCCCAAACUUACAGAGCGAUUGCAUAAGGAAAUAUACAUUUUUUUAUAUGAUAAACUAUAUAUCACUUUUUAAAUUUACUUCUCAACUAUGCAUUUAUGCUGUUUUUGUGGAUAUUUUGAAGUUUUUUACCUAUUUACUGCACAAUUACUUAACCACACCAUAAAUUGGCUAAUGAAAAAUUGAUUUUUAAUGAAAGAAAUCACUUUAAUGAACUUAAUUAAAUCUAAAUUGUAUUUGGACAUUGCUCUAUGUGUUAGGGAUAGAAUACUGCCAUCUACAGGUUUUUGGAAAAACUUUAGAAAUUAUAGUUAAAGAAAGAAUGUGCAAUGACCACAUAUAUCCAAUAGAGGUCAAUGGGGACUCAUUUCAACUUCAUUUGUCUUGAUGCUUCAACCUAUGAUAAAUAUUUUUUUUAUAUAUAUAUUUUGUGAACAUGCUUGUUCCAUGUUGCCUUUGUGCUCUAAUAUUAGUACUUCAUUUAUGUAUGGACAUUUUUCAGAUUUAUGCCAGUUUUGAUGAUUUUAUUUGCCAAUUUCUACAAAAAUGCCCUCUGUUAAACACUUUGUGUUUAUGGUCUAGGACCAGACCUUUAUUUAAAUGUAGAAAUUUUAAGUUUUAUGCCAGUUUUGUUGAUUUUAUUUGCCAAUUUCUAUAAAAAGGUCCCCAAGGACCUUUAACAGUGAUUUUUUUUUUUUUUUUUUUUUUUAACAACCAAAUCAAGCCCAGAUUUUGUGUGCGCACUUAGAUAGAUUAUUUAGGAAAAGUCUCAUACCCCUGAGAUGAAGAGAACCGUUUUUAAAAAUGAAGGAAUCUUUCAGUGGGUUCAGCUGGACCUCAAGGACCAAUUAAGGGUUAAGGUGCGUUCAUGUCAUAUCGUAAUUACUGUAACUACGAGAUUCUGGCUCGUAAAAAGAGUUCACGUCCUUGUAAAUCUCGUAAUUGACCCUUCGCAAAGACCCGCCCCCCCCCCCCCCCCUUAGUUACUGUUGCUUUGUCCGACAAGCCAUGGCGCUGUCACGCCACACGCAGUGAAAAAUACAUCGUGAAGCAAAGAGGACACUGACAACAUGCCACUUGAUGCCACUUAUAGCAUCAAAUAAACAUGAAUGAACAUGAGAAGGAAUGUUGUUUCAAAUGUGGUAAGAUGUCAGUACACACCAUUUUUCAAGUUUAAGUCCACCGAGGUUAAUCGUCUAACUCCUGACUGCUUUGUCGGACAAAAUGGCGGAUUCGGCUUUCUGAUUGGUUAGAUCGCUUGUCAAUCAAACUCCUGGCGAAGGGUCAAUUACAGCUUGUAAGCCACCUGACCGCUGUAGAUUCACUUAGGCAUUGAUAGAACAGCCCCGAAUACAACGUUACAUGUUGUCAUCUCAAGAUUCCGGUAAAUACGUGGUGCUGUGAACACAGCAUUACUUCAGAAGUCACAUAAUUAGUUAAUUAAUGUUCACCUGUGUGCAAUCAAAGUGUUGCAUGAUCUGUCACAUUGUAUCAGUAUUAGUAUACCUGUCACAUGUGCUCUGUGUUUGUCCUUGGACUUUUAAGUUGAAGUGUUUCCUGUGCUUUAUGUUGUAGUUCUUUGUAGUUUUUCAUGUUGAUUUGUCUCCCCAGGUGUUUCUUGUUUCCUUGUUAAGCCUGUUUGCCCUUGUGUGUAUAUAUAGCCCUUGUGUUUCCUGGUUCUUGGCUAGUCGUUCUGUAACGAUCGUUGAGAGACAAAGCAGAGAGAGAAUCCAAUUGCACGCACACUUUUAAUAACAAAACUCCAUACGAAAAGACUGGAACCUUAGACCCAAGACAUGAACACGAUUCGUCACAACACAUGAAACAACGACUAGCAAAGAACAAGAAAACACAAGGGCAAACAGGCUUAACAAGGAAACAAGAAACAACUGGGGAGACAAAUCAACAUGAAAAACUACAAAGAACUACAACAUAAAGCACAGGAAACACUUCAACUUAAAAGUCCAAGGACAGACACAGAGCAUGUGACAAUACCUAGUCUGCAAAACCACUAAUCAUGUGGACCAAGGAACUCUCCAAACACAUCAGAGACAAAAAUUUGGAGGAGUGUAGAUCAGGUUUGGUAAAAAAAAAAAAUAAUAAUCACCAUUAAUGAGAAGGUCACCAACCAGAACUCAUAAACAGGGCAAUGAGGUCAUUAAUCAGAGAUUCAACAAAGAUAUCAAAGAUAACACUGAAGGAGCUAGAAAGAUCCACUUUAGAAAUGAAAACAUCUGUCCAUAGGACCACUUUAAGUCAAACAAAGAGGGGUUUAUGGAAGAGUGGGUAGAAAGAAGCCAUUGCUUAAAGAAAUAAGAAAACAUGUUUGAAGUUUACCAAACAGCAUGUGGAAGACUCCUCAACCACAUGGGAAAAGCUUCUCUGGUCAGAUGAGACAGAAAUGUAAAGGCCUUUGCACACUGAGUCUGAAAUUUUCGUACUUUGUUUGUCAUACAGUGCCACUCCUUUGUGCUGUAGAAGACAUGAAUCAACUUGUCAGAUGGCAUUGGGGAUUUUGAAAUUGUCAAACUCUGAACGCUCUGAAUUGUCAAAACGUCUCUCAAAAUGCGUGGCAUGGAUGCGAAAAACGCAGAAAAUCGAACCUGAUCCGAAUUGUUUAUGACGGACGAAAGUUUCGGAGGCAGUGUGUAAACGUGAUUGACACAACGUGAGGUCAUAUUUAUUUUUUAACGUGCGAACAUUUCGCACGUCCGAAUUUCGGACUCAGUGUGCAUAUCAAAUUUAGGACCAAGAUAGUUCCUUAUUAGGUAAUCAAUAAUUACUGAAUGAGAUAGGAAUCAUUAAAAACUAACAGGCAAUUAUGACAAAUUAUAAAGAAUUACUAAUGAAUUAUUAAUCACAACAUUAAUGUGUGAGAUGUGAGCAAUUGUCUUUUUUUACUUAGAAGAUGGUCGUAAAAAAUGCAUCACUAUUUACUCAAGUGUUACCUAAGCCUCGUUCGGACUAUCAGUCCAAAUCCGAUUUUUGUGCAUAUCUGAUUGAAAUCCGAUCAGGUUUAGCAAGUCUGAAUGGCCAAAAAUCAAAUGAAAUCCCUCAAACUCCACUAUUAAGUACAUACAUUUAUUUUUUAAGUUUUUUUUAAUUUUAUUUCAUUUUUUGAAAAGCUUCAAGCCAGAAACACAUAUUGUUUAUUAAAUUUGUUGUAAACGUGUUUAUGAAUUUUCAACUAUGUAACAAAAUGCACAUUUAUAGAACUACUCCAUAUGUAAAAGAGGAAAUGAGACAAAAUAACUGUAAAAUAAAUAUUUUGCUCUCUAUUUUCUAAAACUUUAAGAAAUUGACUGUUUUUGAGAUCUUGUCAACUAAAUGAAUGCCAAGUUUAGAAGGGGUUAGGGGAUAGUAAAAAAAAAUAUUCCUAGUGGUUGAAGGUACUGUAGGCUACAUAAAUUUCCUCACUGAAUGAAAUGAUGUUCUGCAGCUUAGCAACUUUACUGUCAAUGUACUGUUGAUGAAUAUGAUGAUUAUGCAAUUACUCUAUUUUGUUUAAAGUUGUUUUUCUUUGUAGUAGCUUUAUGUAACCCAAUUAGUGAUGAUGCAUAAAAAUGUAUUGAAAUGAUGUAAUGUAGAAAAGAAAACUAUGUAUAAGAAUGAUAUUAAUGGCUAUUAUGUAUGCAUGUAUACUUAACCAUGUUGAAGUAGUUUAUAUAUGGCUGUUUUACUUACAGUAUAUGUUUAUGUUAAAAAGAAAUAUUAAACUGUAGUGUAUAGUACAAAAUUUAUAUUAAAGUAAUGUAGAGUAGAGAACAUUUAUGUAUUAGAUACAAGGAAAUUGUAAUGCUGUAGAUAAAGCAUAUUUUACAGACGAAAAAGGAGACGGACACAAAGUAGAAGAGCCAAGAGGAGAGCUAACAGGAGAAAACGCAGGCUACGUCAGAAACACCUUAAAAGGAUUGUGGAAGACUUGGCAGCUCUCCAACUGAUGACAACAGGCAAGAAUUUAACAUCAGCAGUGAACUGUUUGAGUAUAAAAGACGGAUGAGAAGACUGGCCAGGCAGAUACAGAUUGAGCAGUGUCUCUCGACGUGAGAAACCCAGUUGAUUGACUCAACCUAACCUGAGAAUAAUAAAUAAUAAGGUUAAAGGUGUUAAGGUAAAAGUUAUACACCAUAAAACAGUACACAUGACUGUUUUUGCCUGGUCCAGUUUGAGAGUAUUCAUUUUUAUUUAUUUAUAUUUUUGCAGCUUCUUUGCAUUUGAGACCGUUACUGUUUGACUCAGUGGGCAUGUUGGUUUCCUCAGAAGUCUUUUCAGUUUGUUCAGGUGAUUCUUGUACUUGAAAGUGCUGAAGUUGUAAAGGACACCAUGCUUUUUUUGCAUCAUCUGCAAGAUAUUACAGUCUUCAGCAUCACUGUAAAAUAACAAUGUUUGAAACUCCAUAUGAAACACUUCAUAUUCACAGAACACAA
Molecule: messenger RNA, 6719 nt
Organism: Ctenopharyngodon idella (grass carp)
Lineage: Eukaryota; Metazoa; Chordata; Actinopteri; Cypriniformes; Xenocyprididae
Product: tripartite motif-containing protein 16-like protein
Exons: 7
Coding region: 453-1814 (453 amino acids)
Molecular function (GO): protein binding
Source: RefSeq, a predicted model, not a curated record